Closterium sp. NIES-65 is the source of this 525-nucleotide messenger RNA. The record is from the annotation of a GenBank genome assembly. Lineage: Eukaryota; Viridiplantae; Streptophyta; Zygnematophyceae; Desmidiales; Closteriaceae.
AUGAAGUGGGCUGAUCGCACCACACCUCCACUGCCUCCCUCUCCCCCUUUCUUCCGUCCCUCCGCCCCCCCUCCCCCUCUCUUCCCUUUCACCCUCUUCCCCCCUUCCCCUGCACACACCCCCCACCCAAUUGCAUCGCACGUCGUACCCCCUUUAGGCCACUUCCUGUUGACCAACCUGCUGCUGCCGAAGCUCAAGGAAACUGCCAAGCAGGAGGGCGCAGAGGCACGCAUCGUGAUCGUGUCCUCCGCCGCGCACCAGUUCCCGUACCCGGGCGGCAUCCGCUUUGACGCCAUCAACGCCAAGGAGGGGUACGACUCGGUGAGGGCGUACGGGCAGUCCAAGCUCGCUAAUAUCCUGCACGCACGGGAGCUCGCACGGCGGCUCAAGUGCAGGUAUGACUGUAAAUGCUCUGUACCCAUGGGUGAUCGAUCCUUCAACAAUGGAAAAACCCCCUGCUUCCCUCGCCAACACCCUCCAUCACCCUCCCUCCUCCCCUCUCUCCCCUUCCCUUCUCUCCCUUGA